Plasmodium vivax (malaria parasite P. vivax) is the source of this 1015-nucleotide messenger RNA. RefSeq lists its product as hypothetical. The record is from RefSeq and is a predicted model, not a curated record. NCBI's taxonomy places the organism in Eukaryota, Apicomplexa, Aconoidasida, Haemosporida, Plasmodiidae. Bases 212 to 1015 code for a protein of 267 amino acids. The transcript is spliced from 6 exons.
GCUCCUAUUCUGUCUUUGGUUAAAUCUUCACCUGCACGUGUCCAUAUACUCCUGUAAGCACAUUCAGUAAGAACAUUCUGUUAGCACAUCGCAGCGUAGAAUAACAAAGCACAGCUUGGAUUGUUUCCUAAAAAAAGAUAAGUGCCAUCUCGCUAGAGAAGUGUCUCCCCAAAACGUGGCCCCCCCGUUUGUUCCGCUACCCCCAUUCAAGAUGCACUGUCUGCUUUUCUUCGUUUUGUUUUUUUUCCUAAAUUUGCUGCUGCCUGUCAUUUACUGUGAGAAGGGGGAGAUUCUACCAUUCGGUGAGAUCCUCUCCGGAGUUGCAGACAUAGCCAAUGUAAUUACGGCCAAAAAGGAAAACGCCUCUGUUGAUCCCGUCGCUGCAUCUGCCAGCAGGAUCAACUUGAAAAUAGUUCCAUCCAAAAAGCUGAGCAUCACGAAAAAUGAUUUGAUGUUCCUCAUGUCGGAGAUAAGGCAGGAAAUUAGGAGACAGAUGAGCAUCCUGGAAGACGAGCUCGAGGAAAAGGAAAGAAUGAGGAAAAGAUCCUCGUCCCUGUGGACAACUAGCCAUUCGGCUGUUUACGCCCCUGAAGAGAGUGUGGAUAAUACUCAGGAGAUGGGCAGCCUGGAGGAGGAGGAACGAGAAGAAAUCGAAAACUUGCUGGACUCCCUGAACACGCUGGACAAAGAGGACCAAACAACGGCGCAGCCAAGCACAUCAUACAACGUACAAAUUGGCGGUGAGGAAGAUGAGCAGGAUGCUCAGAAUGGUACAGCCAAGGGUACGCGGUUCAGUCAGAAGGCUCUGCGAAAUGGUACUACCGUUUGGCGUAGAUUUUGUAGGGCAGAUUUGCGCGCGUCUGCCCGGUGCAUUGGCUGUCUUUCCCCCCUCCUAUAUGGUCACCCUCGUACCUUUUCCUUCUUCCCCUUCAACCUGCCUCCCUUGGAAACAACUAGGCCCCUUAACAAGACGAUGAGUGAGCAGCUGGUGUGCAUCCAGAACGGAUACCCAUAG